Messenger RNA from Mytilus californianus (California mussel), 1050 nucleotides. RefSeq names its product integumentary mucin B.1-like. The transcript has 4 exons. Lineage: Eukaryota; Metazoa; Mollusca; Bivalvia; Mytilida; Mytilidae. The coding region runs from base 144 to 740 and encodes 198 amino acids. The record is from RefSeq and is a predicted model, not a curated record.
AGAAUGACACAAUCGUUAUUUGAUAGUUAAACGGAUGCAAUGCUAUAAAAUUACGUGAAAUGAAACAUGACAAAAUAAACAACAACAUGUUAUAUAUAUGUUUAAACGUGCUCCGCGUCACGUCAGUCUGAUCUGGAGGCGAAAUGAUUUCAAUCAAGCUGAAAGCCUAUGGUGUCCUCGUUUUCCUAAUUACUUGUUUCGGAACUGAUACAACUGAAUUCUCCACAUCAAGCGAAGUUCAAACAACAACAAUGACUGGCGAAACAUCAGCAACAACUGGCGAAGCAACAAAAACAACUGGCGAAACAACAACAAUGACUGGCGAAGCAAUAAUAACAACUGGCGAAACAACAACAACUGGCGAAACAACAACAACUGGCGAAACAACAACAACUGGCAAAACAACAACAAUGACUGGCGAAACAACAACAGCGAUUGGUGAAACAACAAUGACUGACAGAACAACAACGAUGACUGCUGAAACUACAGCAAUGGUAAAAGAAACAACAACGACUAAAGUAACAACAACAUUAUCAUUGACGGCAUCCGAGUCUCCGAUAAAUACUGUACUAAUAGACAUUGGAACAACAAUGGAGCAAACACCAAUAACGUUGGAAGAUGCUGCAACUCAAAUUAACCAAAUUAAUAUAGGUAUACAUAUUAUACUGUUUAUGAUGAUGUUGUUGUCCAACAGACAAAGCCCCAAACAAGAUGGGUUUUUUGGAAGUCACAUUACAUAAACUGUUUGAAAAAGAUAUGAGGAUUAUCACUUGGAAGUGGUAGUGAGGAAUCCACCAUUAGUUUUUAUUAUCCGUUUGUAAGCGUUGUAAUGAGUGGAAUUUCGACUAGGUUCUGACUUUGUCAUUUUCUGAUAAUGUAGACUUAUUUCAUCAUGUUCAUAGAUUUUAGAAUAAAUUGUAUAUAUGAGGUUCAUAUGAGAAAAAAAGUUAUUUUAAAUUUACCCAUAAGGCAAUGUUAAAAAUAUGUUAUGCUUGAAUUGCAAUGAUGAGGUGUAUUGUAAGCUAUACAAUAAACAUUUUAUAAUCGUUA